Molecule: messenger RNA, 1695 nt
Organism: Spea bombifrons (plains spadefoot toad)
Lineage: Eukaryota; Metazoa; Chordata; Amphibia; Anura; Pelobatidae
Product: alanine aminotransferase 2-like
Exons: 12
Coding region: 76-1521 (481 amino acids)
Biological process (GO): biosynthetic process
Molecular function (GO): pyridoxal phosphate binding; L-alanine:2-oxoglutarate transaminase activity
Source: RefSeq, a predicted model, not a curated record
CCUCGGCAGUCUGCUUCACGAGCCAAGGACCUGCAAGGAAACGCACGGCAACCUGCGGCGAGAGGUGAAGCCACAAUGACCUCCCCAAGGAAGCUGCUGACCCUGGAGUCCCUGAGUGCGGCCGUUACAGACAUUCGGGUUCCUCUCCUGGGCUCUCUGUCCGUCAGGGCCGCAGAGGUGCAGCGGGAGCUGCAGGAGGGGGCCGUGAAACCGUUUGAGGAGCUCGCAGCCUGUCACCUGGGGGACCCUCAUGCCACGGGGCAGCGGCCCUGCACCUUCCUGAGACAGGUGGCCGCGCUGUGUUCCUACCCGGCUCUCUUGGACAGCGAUGUUUUCCCAGAGGACGCCAAGAAUAAAGCCAAGGCCAUCAUGAGGACGCUGGACGGCGGCUCCGUGGGCAGCUACAACCCCGGGUACACAUCGCAGACCCUGCCGCGCAAGAUUGCCCGCUUCAUAGAGAGGCGCGACGGGGCCCCCUGUGACCCCAGGAAUGUGAUUGUGUCCGGCGGGGCCACGGAGGCCAUUGUGAGCGUGCUGGCCUUGGUGGUAAAUGAAGAGGAGCCUCUGAAGACGGGCAUCAUGGUGUCAGCGCCCCGGUGCCCGCUGUACCCGGACGUCAUCGCCAUGUGUGGGGCAGUCGUGGUGGAGUAUGAGCUGGACGAGGAGCGCGGGUGGUCUCUGAACGCGGACAACAUCCGGCGGUCUCUGUCCGCAGCCAGGAGGCGCUGCCAGCCGAAGGUCCUCUGCGUCAUCAACCCCGGAGACCCAACCGGGCGAGUGGAGAGCAGGGAAGGCAUUGAAGAGGUGAUCCGAUUGGCUGCUGAGGUGAACCUGCUGUUAUUUGCCGAUGAGGUGUAUCAGGAGGAUGUUUUCGGCGCAGGCGCGGCUUUCCAUUCCUUUAAGAAGGUUCUGUGUGAGAUGGGCCCCCCGUACUCGGAGCAGAUACAGCUCGUGUCGGUCAACUCCAUCUCCAAGGGGGUCUUCGGAGAGUGCGGCCUGCGUGGCGGGUACGUAGAGUUUGUGAAUAUUGACCCAUCUGUGUUUGAGAAGCUUUACGUCCUAAAGUCCUUCAACCUGCCCAAUGUUCUUGGCUCUCUGGCCCUCGAGGUGCUGGUGGACCCGCCACAGCCAGGAGACCCAUCCUAUGGCACCUUUAUACAGGAGAGGCAAACGGUGCUCAGCAACCUGGCGGAGAAAGCGCGUCUGACCGAGGAGAUCCUGAACCGGGCCCCGGGGAUCCGCUGUAACCCAGCCCAGGGAGCCAUCUACUCCUUCCCCAGGAUCGAGAUCCCGGACAAGGCCAUGAAACUGGCGGAGGCCCGAGGCAUGGAGCCCGAUACGUUCUUCUGCCACCAGCUUCUGGAGGACACGGGCAUCGUUCUGGCUGCGGGGAGCAGUUUCGGACAAGCAGAGGGGACCCACCACAUCAGGGUCACUCUGCUCCCUCCUGUCGAGAAGCUGACGAAUAUUUUGAAGAAAAUUGUAGAAUUCCACGGCAGCUUCAUGCGCAAAUAUUCCUGAUUCCAGAGAAAGCGAAGAGAGUCCGGCGGAUCCGGGUAAUACUCAGUACUGAUGUACAGCGCAGGACGGAACGCUCUCCGCCGGCUGCGUAAUAAGUGUCAGUCUGGAGAAAUUUUUAAAAUGCCGUCUUUUACCCUUUAAUGAAUAAUAAAGAUUUUAAAAUAAAGGAAACAA